This is a messenger RNA of Cinclus cinclus, 1671 nucleotides long. RefSeq names its product G protein-coupled receptor kinase 7 (gene GRK7). The coding region runs from base 16 to 1671 and encodes 551 amino acids. Lineage: Eukaryota; Metazoa; Chordata; Aves; Passeriformes; Cinclidae. Gene Ontology annotation, biological process: protein phosphorylation; regulation of signal transduction; signal transduction. The record is from RefSeq and is a predicted model, not a curated record. The transcript is spliced from 4 exons. Gene Ontology annotation, cellular component: cytoplasm. Gene Ontology annotation, molecular function: ATP binding; rhodopsin kinase activity.
CAAGGGCUUGCCAAGAUGUGUGACCUGGGGGGGCUCGACAACCUGAUUGCCAACACUGCCUACCUCCAGGCAAGGAAGAGUGGAGAUGGAGACACCAAGGAAAUGCAAAAGAGGCGUAAGAGCCUCUCACUGCCCAAGAUUGAGGAGUGCAAAGAGCAUAGAGAGUCCGUUGUUGGUGAUUAUGAUAACAUCUGUGAACAGCAGCCCAUUGGCAAGAGAUUCUUCAGAGACUUCUUGGAGACAGUGCCAGAAUAUUUGGUGGCUAGGGACUUUCUGGAUGAGGUGUCAAACUGGGAGUUGGCAGAUGACAAUCUCAAGAACAGUACCAUGGAAAAUAUUGUCACCAAUUUUCUUAAGGAAGGCGCCAAAAACUAUCUGUCUUUCAUGAGCUCUGACUUGGUCAGCAAAUGCAAAGCAGCUACUGCAAAAGACUACGAGAACAUCACGCAGCUGGCCAAGGAGGAAACCAAAGUCUUCUUUAAAGACAAGCCCUUCCAGGACUUUCAGAACAGCCCCUUUUAUGACAAAUUCAUCCAAUGGAAAGUGUUUGAGAAGCAACCAGUAACUGAUAAAUACUUCUCUGAGUUCCGAGUGCUGGGCAAAGGUGGCUUUGGAGAGGUUUGUGCCAUCCAGGUCAAAAAUACUGGUAAGAUGUAUGCCUGCAAGAAACUGGAUAAGAAAAGGUUGAAAAAGAAAAGUGGAGAGAAGAUGGCACUGCUGGAGAAAGAGAUCCUGGAGAAGGUCAACAGCCCUUUCAUAGUCACACUAGCUUAUGCCUAUGAGACCAAAACCCAUCUGUGUCUUGUUAUGAGCCUCAUGAAUGGAGGGGAUCUGAAGUAUCACAUCUACAAUGUGGGAGAAAGGGGUUUGGAAAUGAAAAGGAUCAUCUUUUACUCGGCUCAGAUCACCUGUGGGAUUCUGCAUCUCCAUUCCAUCAAAAUUUUGUACCGGGAUAUGAAACCAGAGAAUGUCCUCCUGGAUGAUAAUGGGAAUUGCAGACUGUCUGAUCUUGGAUUGGCAGUUAAAGUCAAAGAGGGAAAAAGCAUCACCCAGAGGGCUGGGACAAAUGGUUACAUGGCUCCAGAAAUCCUGAAGGAAGAGGACUACAGCUAUCCUGUGGACUGGUUUGCUAUGGGGUGUUCUAUUUAUGAGAUGGUUGCUGGGCGAACACCAUUCAAGGAUUUCAAAGAGAAGGUCGAUAAGGAUGAGGUUAAAAGAAGAACUCUGGAAGAUGAGGUGAAAUUUGAACAUGCCGGCUUUACAGAGGAAGCAAAAGAUAUUUGCAGGCUGUUUUUGGCUAAGAAAAAAGAGGACCGUUUAGGAAGCAGGACUGAAGAUGAUGACCCAAGAAAACACAGCUUCUUCAAAACAAUAAAUUUCCACAGGUUAGAGGCAAACCUUAUUGACCCUCCAUUUGUGCCAGAUCCAUCAGUUGUCUAUGCCAAAGAUAUUGCAGACAUUGCUGACUUCUCUGAAAUACGAGGAAUUGAGUUUGAUGACAAAGACAAGAAGUUCUUCAAGAAGUUUGCGACAGGUGCUGUCCCCAUACCCUGGCAGGAAGAAGUCAUUGAAACGGGACUGUUUGAUGAACUGAAUGAUCCCAACAGAGUAGUUUCUGGAGGUUACGCAAACGGAGGUGAAGCUAAGUCAGGAGUUUGUUUAUUGUUGUAA